AUGGUUUACUGCGGUCGACCGAGCAAAGGCUGCCAGAGCUGUCGAACUCGGAAGAUCCGCUGCGAUCAAACUCGACCAGCCUGCUCUGAGUGUCGAAAAUGUGGCUGGACCUGCCCCGGGUACCGCGAUGCCCUCAGUCUGAUGUUUCGAGAUGAAAGCCAACGCGUCAUACAAAAGGCCACGACGGCGGCGAGGAGAGUACAAGUCGACAAAGCAGAGGGACUGACGGCUUUGACUUCCCAUUCCACCCAGAGCUCCCCAGAAUCACACGGCGAGCCUCUUGUGUCCUCGCACGAUAGUUCAGCCAACACCACCGACCCACAGGUUGAAGAGAUUAGCUGCCCACUGCAACUACAAACGCUCCAGCCGUCCUACCAACCGACUGAAAAUGAAGCGAUAAGCUGGUUCUUACGUCACAACGCAUGGCCGGGUGCUCUGUUCAUGAUAGGGUUUGACCCAGCCGUGCUGGAUCAAUCGACCAUGUCCCGAGCCGAACUGGCCCGUAGAGCAAGCAUAUUGUCUGUGGGCAUGGCACUGCUCGGCCGGCUCCGUCAGUCUGUCCAAAUCAAGGACAGGGCCGUGCUGGGGUAUGGCCAUGCCUUGGGUCUUCUGAUGCGGGCCCUCGCGGACGAGAAUGAAUCGAGAACUGAUGCCGCGCUGUCAGCGGUGCUCUUGCUAGCUAUUUUCGAGGUCACCACCAGUCGGACGUUGGAUUCAAUCGAGAAAUGGAUAAACCACAUGCGAGGCGCCUCUUUGCUACUGGAAAUGCGAAGCCAUCAUCACCUCCAGCGCUCUGAAGGACCAAUGCUUUUUAUCCAGCUGAGAUUCCAUAUCAUUACAGGCUGUCUUCAGCGCGGACUACAUGUGCCCAGAUCCGUUCUCGAAUGUAAUCGACUCGCCAUGUGGCUGCGGCCACAGUUGGAGGCCCACUGCGACUGCAUCAUCAACAUCAUUGGGCGGUUAUCCAAUCUUCGCGCAGACAUCAUUGCAGGAAUCUUGACAGAUGUAGAGGAGAUUCUCUCCGCUGCUCUUGCGCUGAACGGAGAACUAGUGGCCUGGGCUGCAGAGGUCCCACCAGAGUUCACGUACACAGUGGUCGAGGACCCCCCGCCAAAUGCCCUCGACGGAGUAGCAUACGGCUGCAAGCCAUACUGCAAUCGAUACCACGUCUACCACGACCUCUGGGUGUCUCACGCUUGGAACCUCUACCGGUGCGCCCGCAUCCUCACCUGUGAGAUUAUCAUCACCUGCCUCCGUCGGCUCACUCCACCCCGUGAAGUCCCAGGCAAAGUCCUGCAAAGGCAAAUUGCCAUGCUCUAUAGGACCUCGCAGGAUCUGGCCGUGGAAAUUUGCGGCAGCGCCCCGUAUCACCUCGGCGCGGGAUGUGUUUAUGCCGGCAGCAAGAGUGGCAAGAUACCCGCCUCACAAACAUACAUGGGAGGGAUGCUGCUUCUUCUGCCCUUGGCUAUCGCAGCAGCCACGGACCGGCGAGGCCGCGAAAUGCGAAGAUGGGUCAUCCAAUGCCUGAGAGUGAUAGGGCACGCGAUGGGCAUCGAUCAGGCAUUUGCAGUGAUCCAAGUACUGGAGAUGGAAAGUGGACCGUUUGAAGAUCUGGAAGAGAGAGACGGAAACCUGAUAUACUUCAAGACGGGCAAGGUGAAUCGGGAUCGCAAUCGCAAUCGGGUCCUGGUUGGUGCUUGGAGUCGUAUGCUUGACGAUCAUGAUAAUACAUGA
Molecule: messenger RNA, 1734 nt
Organism: Aspergillus calidoustus
Lineage: Eukaryota; Fungi; Ascomycota; Eurotiomycetes; Eurotiales; Aspergillaceae
Source: the annotation of a GenBank genome assembly